Molecule: messenger RNA, 2008 nt
Organism: Neoarius graeffei (lesser salmon catfish)
Lineage: Eukaryota; Metazoa; Chordata; Actinopteri; Siluriformes; Ariidae
Product: activin receptor type-1B-like
Exons: 3
Coding region: 64-561 (165 amino acids)
Cellular component (GO): membrane
Molecular function (GO): transmembrane receptor protein serine/threonine kinase activity
Source: RefSeq, a predicted model, not a curated record
CGGAGCUUCAGUAUCAAGGGUGACUUCACUAUUUUAAAUGCGUAACACAAAAGGAUUCUGAUCAUGGAUAAAACCCGAAUCCUGAUUGUGUGUUUUGCUGUUUUGGGAUUUGGUGGAGCAUGUGAUGGUCUGUUGUGUAACUGCACCACGUCUCAGUGUGAAAAGAAUGGCUACCGCUGUGAGACGACGGGGGCCUGCAUGGCUUCAACCUCCCUUAUUGAUGGCCAGGAGCAGCACAUUAAAAUCUGUAUUGAUAAAGAGAAGCUGGUUCCUCCUGGACAACCCUUCUUCUGUCUGAGCGCCGAGGGGCUGCUCAACAUCCACUGCUGCUAUACGGACUACUGUAACAGUCUCGACCUCAAGGUGCACUCGGUGACCGUACAGCCUGACUUGGCAGAGCAGAUGGAUGGCUGGGGACCAGUGGAGCUGGCUGCUGUGGUUGCAGGUUCUGUGUUUGCAUUGUGUGUGUUGGUGCUGCUGGGCCUCUUCCUUUUCCAACGCCACUGGAGAGCCAAUGCCCAUAGACAGAGGCUGGAGGCGGAGGACUCCAAUUUUUUAUAAAAAAAAAUCUCAAAUUACUUAGACAAGGUUAUCAUACCUUGACAUGUUUAAACAGUAAAUGCAUUAAUACCUGUUUACCAAGGGCAUAGCUAAAUAUACAAAAAUAUAUAUUAAUAAUAUCACUGCGGUAUUUUCUGGUGAACACUAUACAUUCUGUUUUGUGGGAAAGGCUUUGCUUCCUUAUCAAAUAACAGUUGGUUUAGGCUAAAUGCUGACACUGUUUUAAUGAAAAAUGGAAAAGAAAAUCACUUGUUGUUCAGGAAUCCGAAUUGGCGGUUGUCCAUAAGAGGAGCAAUUUGACCAACGAAAGCUAAGUGUUCACUAAAAGAGCUUUUAAAAGGCAACAUACUCUAUAUCGAUCAGUGCAUUUCAAUCACUGAUCUCGGCGUUAAAUAUCUGGAGAGCUAAUUGGCUCGUCAGGGUGAAGCCAUCUGGCCGCCAUAUUACCACGCACAUCCGAUCGGUACGGUCAUAUCUCUGCCUAGGAAGCUACACAAAACUGGACAUAUUGUUCAUUUAAUUGUUGAGAAAAAACACAAACUGGAUGUGUUAUUUAUAAACAUGUGUCUAUGUGUGCAUUUGUGUGCGUAUGUAUGUCAGUGUGUGAACGGUUGAUUUUUGUGGGGGUGUUUGUGUUUUAAUUAUAAUGUACAGUAUUCAAUACAUUUUAUUAUCAUGGGUACAUUCAGGAAGAUUAGUGCAGAUUUUAUUAUUAUCCAUCCAUUAUCCAUGACCGCAUAUCCUGUACAGGGUUGCAGGCAAGCUGGAGCCUAUCCCAGCUGACUACGGGCGAAAGGCGGGGUACACCCUGGACAAGUCACCAGGUCAUCACAGGACUGACACAUAGACACAGACAACCAUUCACACUCACAUUCACACCUACGGUCAAUUUAGAGCCAACAAUUAGCCUAACCUGCAUGCCUUUGGAAUGUGGGGGAAACUGGAGCACCCGGAGGAAACCCACGCGGACACGGGGAGAACAUGCAAACUCCACACAGAAAGGCCCUCGCCGGCCACGGGGCUUGAACCCGGACCUUCUUGCUGUGAGGCGACAGCGCUAACCACUACACCACUGUGCCGCCCUAUUAUUAUUAUUAUUAUUAUUAUUAUUAUUAUUAAUAAUUUAUUUAACCAAAUAGAAAAUACAUAGACAAUGCAUGCAUAACAGAGAAGAAAACAAAGUGUACAUAACAACAUGACAGAACCAUUCUGGUUUCCAGAGAGAUGGAGACAGCAUGUGGGUCAAGGUCCACAAGAGUAAAGUCAUUUCCUGUUGCCCGGAGGCAUGUGAACCCUCAUGUACUGUUCCAGAUCAGCUAUAUAUAAAAAAAAUAAAUAAACAAAUGCACAGAAUGAAAAAUGAAAUGAACCUAAUGGAUGGAGCAGAGAUUUACAUGUAGCUAUUCCAAAUGAACUAUUUAGAAACAGACUGAUACCAAUCUGUAGC